AUCCACUUCAUCUUCGUAUAAAUAUAUUCAGCAUGUGCAUAAUUUUUCACAUUCAUUCUCAUAAUGAAGCUAAUAAUUGCAGUUUUAUUUUCACUUUCUCUCUCAGUGGAAUCCCAAAUUCCUUGUAUCUUCAGGGAAUCGACGGCGUCAAUAACAGGAUACGAUGUAAAUAAAGUCGAAAACGUCACAGUUUCAAACGAUGACGUUAAAUUCUAUUUCAAAAGUCAACAAUAUCCGGACGGAAUAGGUCCGAUAGAUCUAAAUGAUACGGACGCAGUUUUAUCAACAGGAUUUUCGCAUACCAAACCAACGGCUUUCGUGGUUCACGGUUGGAGAAGUAGUCACAAGUCCGAGAUAAUGGAAUUAGUACCGAAAGCUUUCACCGAUACAAAAGACAUCAACGUAUUCGUCGUCGAUUGGAGCUCGAUAGCUCGCAAAUUGUAUACAGUAGCGUAUAAAGCGGUACCUGAAAUCGGAGUUAUCUUAGCGGACAACAUCAAACUCUUGAUGACCAACUACAAAUUGAAAUUGGAUAAAACGGCAAUUAUUGGACAUUCUUUGGGAGCUCACGUUUCUGGUUUGGCGGGUCAAGCGCUCGAAGGGAAAGUUCGUUACAUCGAAGGUUUGGAUCCCGCUCUACCUUGUUUUUCUUACGAAGAUCUAAAUGGACGUUUAGACGCCUCCGACGCUAAAUACGUCGAGAUAAUUCACACCAACGCCGGUUUAUUAGGUUUCGACGUCGAUCUCGGACACGCCGAUUUCUAUCCCAACGGAGGAAAAAGCCAACCGGGAUGUUCUGCAUUAGACGUUACGGGUAGCUGUUCUCAUGGUAGAUCGUACAAAUACUACGCGGAAUCUAUAGUGAGUGGUGGGUUUGUUUCGAAACGCUGCGAUAGUUACAAGGAUUUCGAGGAGGAUGAAUGUUCCGGACCUACCACAACUAUGGGAGAAUUUUUCUUGAAAAAAUCUUUAGUAAUAAUGUUAUCGGCAACUAUGUCGAAAAUCGUUAUUUUUUUAUCACUAUUUGUUCUAGUAACAUCAGAUAGUUCUUGUGUAUUCAGGGAAAGUACUUCUGCAAUAACUGGAAACGUUUCGAAUCCCCAUGAACUUUAUAAUGUAUCAGAAAGCGACAUCAAUUUUUAUUUUAAAAAUCAAAAAAAUCCUGAUGGUGUCGGCCCCCUGUAUCUAAACGAUUCCGACAGUGUUAAUUCGGCAGGAUUCUCAGCCGAUAAGGACACCGUAUUCGUAGUUCAUGGUUGGCAAAACGAUCACACAUCACCAAUAUGUUCAAUUGUACCAAAAGCUCUAACAGAUACGGUGGACGUUAACGUUUUCGUCGUCGAUUGGGGCGCAAUUUCUUACGGCAUGUAUUUACCCGUGUUCGAAGCAGUUCCGACGAUAGGGAAAAUUUUGGGAAACAAAAUCCAAUAUUUGGUUAACAAUAAUAAUUUGAAUUUAAGUACCACGGCCGUAGUUGGACAUUCUUUGGGUGCUCACGUCGCCGGUUUAGCCGGUAAAGCUCUGGGAGGUAAAAUUAAUUACAUUAUAGGUUUGGAUCCGGCUUUACCUUGUUUUUCUUACGAGGAAAUUGAUAAUAGACUAGCCGAAUAUGACGCUCUUUAUGUUGAAAUUAUUCAUACGUGUGGAGGUUUAUUGGGCUUCAAUGUCAGUAUUGGAGAUUCUGAUUAUUAUCCGAACGGAGGUAGCGAUCAACCCGGAUGUCCAACAGACGAUUUCGGUAGUUGUUCUCAUGGUAGAUCGUAUGAAUAUUAUGCGGAAUCUAUAGUGAGUGGUGGAUUCAUUUCGAAAAGUUGCGAAAGUUACGCCGAUUUCCAAAAAAAUAAUUGUGCUAACGACACGUCGUAUAUGGGAGAAUAUGUAAUAAACAAAAAGGCUACUGGAGAUUAUUUUUUGUCGACAAAUAGCGUCUCUCCGUACGCGAAAAAUUGAUUCAAAUUUUGUAAAAAUAAAAUUUUCGCAUUUGA
Messenger RNA from Diorhabda sublineata, 1985 nucleotides. Its product is annotated as pancreatic triacylglycerol lipase-like. The coding region runs from base 64 to 1950 and encodes 628 amino acids. Gene Ontology annotation, biological process: lipid metabolic process. NCBI's taxonomy places the organism in Eukaryota, Metazoa, Arthropoda, Insecta, Coleoptera, Chrysomelidae. Gene Ontology annotation, molecular function: lipase activity. The record is from RefSeq and is a predicted model, not a curated record. The transcript has 11 exons.